Molecule: messenger RNA, 4014 nt
Organism: Paramecium pentaurelia
Lineage: Eukaryota; Ciliophora; Oligohymenophorea; Peniculida; Parameciidae
Source: the annotation of a GenBank genome assembly
AUGUACGUUUCAUAAUCCAAAGUAUUAGAAUGUAAGUUCAAACCUAUUAUUAUUAUUAGAAUGUCUAAUUGAUAUAUCUAAAUAAGUCUUGGGAGAGUAAAUGGAUAGAGAAAAUAGAGUAGCUAUUCUUAAUCGAAUAAAAGAAAUAACUCUAGAGACAUUCCAAAGACAUUAUUCAGAAGAGAUACUUCUACUUUAACAAGAAUUACGUUAACAAUCACAAACUAUUGAUAGAAUCAAAAGAGAAUAUUAGGAUAGAGAAUAAUAAUUAAUAAUAGAUAUUGAACAUAGAUUGCAUGAAUAGUAGAUCCUACAAUUAUAGGAGAUAAAAAGACUAUAAUAAAUAUAUGAUGAAUAAAUUGAUAUAAAUAAUAAGCAAUUUAUAACUAUUGAGAAAUUCAAUAAAUAAAUCAAGGAAUCCAAUUUGACAAACUAAUAAUUAAGUUUAGAAUUACAAUAAUUUAAGGAUAAUUAAUAGUCUAUUAAUCUUUAAUCAAGAUAUAAUUCUUUAGAAGGAUAAGAAUAUAAAUAAAAGUCAGAAUAAUUAUAAUCUGCUUAUAAUAUUCUUGAAUAGUAGUUUAAGACAUUAAAAUUGGAAUCUGACAGAUAAUUGAAGGAGUAUUAAAGAAAAUUAUAAACAAUUACAGAUUAAUAAAUAUUUUAAGAGAGUGAGUUAUCUAAUAAUAGAUUGGAAAUUGAAUAACUUAAAAUUAAAAAAUAAUAAGAAGCAUAAAAAUAAAAGGAAAUUUUAGAAUAAUUAAAAGAAAAAAGUGAAAUAAAAAUAAAAGAAUAUAAAUAGAAAUUGAAAGAUUUAUAAAAUAAGGAUUAACAUAUAUCUGAAUUAAAAGAAUAAAUUAAAGAAUAUGAAUAAUAAAUUGAAUUCUAAUCAACUUAACAUAGAUAAGCAAUCAAAAUGUUAGAAUAAUAAUAUAAGAAAUAAUAUUCAAGAUUAGAAGAAAAUUUAGAAUAAGAAAAGAUAGAAUUAUAAUAANAUAGGAUUACGUACACCUUCCACAAUUUCCUUUAAUAAUUACAUUUAUUAAUUAACGAAUAAAUAUAUGUACGUUUCAUAAUCCAAAGUAUUAGAAUGUAAGUUCAAACCUAUUAUUAUUAUUAGAAUGUCUAAUUGAUAUAUCUAAAUAAGUCUUGGGAGAGUAAAUGGAUAGAGAAAAUAGAGUAGCUAUUCUUAAUCGAAUAAAAGAAAUAACUCUAGAGACAUUCCAAAGACAUUAUUCAGAAGAGAUACUUCUACUUUAACAAGAAUUACGUUAACAAUCACAAACUAUUGAUAGAAUCAAAAGAGAAUAUUAGGAUAGAGAAUAAUAAUUAAUAAUAGAUAUUGAACAUAGAUUGCAUGAAUAGUAGAUCCUACAAUUAUAGGAGAUAAAAAGACUAUAAUAAAUAUAUGAUGAAUAAAUUGAUAUAAAUAAUAAGCAAUUUAUAACUAUUGAGAAAUUCAAUAAAUAAAUCAAGGAAUCCAAUUUGACAAACUAAUAAUUAAGUUUAGAAUUACAAUAAUUUAAGGAUAAUUAAUAGUCUAUUAAUCUUUAAUCAAGAUAUAAUUCUUUAGAAGGAUAAGAAUAUAAAUAAAAGUCAGAAUAAUUAUAAUCUGCUUAUAAUAUUCUUGAAUAGUAGUUUAAGACAUUAAAAUUGGAAUCUGACAGAUAAUUGAAGGAGUAUUAAAGAAAAUUAUAAACAAUUACAGAUUAAUAAAUAUUUUAAGAGAGUGAGUUAUCUAAUAAUAGAUUGGAAAUUGAAUAACUUAAAAUUAAAAAAUAAUAAGAAGCAUAAAAAUAAAAGGAAAUUUUAGAAUAAUUAAAAGAAAAAAGUGAAAUAAAAAUAAAAGAAUAUAAAUAGAAAUUGAAAGAUUUAUAAAAUAAGGAUUAACAUAUAUCUGAAUUAAAAGAAUAAAUUAAAGAAUAUGAAUAAUAAAUUGAAUUCUAAUCAACUUAACAUAGAUAAGCAAUCAAAAUGUUAGAAUAAUAAUAUAAGAAAUAAUAUUCAAGAUUAGAAGAAAAUUUAGAAUAAGAAAAGAUAGAAUUAUAAUAACAUUUAACAUAAAAUUUAGAAUGUAUUAUUACUGAAAAAGAUAAAGAAAUAUUAGGAUUAAGUUAAGAUUUAAAAUAAUUAAAAAUAUAAAUAUAGAAUGAAUUAGAAUAAAAAUAAAAAAGUAACUAAAAAUUUGAAGAACUUAUUAUAACAUAUAAGAACUAAUUAGAAGAAUUAUAAAAUUAAAUUUCAGAUUUAAUUUAAAAAAAUAAUAUAAUUGAAUAAGAAAUUAAUAAAAAAGAUUAAAAUCUAAAAUUAUUAUUAGCUGAUGUUGAUGAUUUGAAAUAAUUUUCAGAAUAAACAUUAAAUACUUUGAAAGAGAAUCAAGAUUAUAUGAGUGAAAUUGAAAGAGAAAAAUAAUAAUAAUAAGAAAUUAUUCUAUCUAUUUAACAUUAAUUAGAAAUAGAAAUUUAAGGAUCAUUUUCAUAUAAAAGAUUAGGAUAAGAAUUGGAAAAAAGAUGUAAAUUAUAUAAAGAAGAACAUAAUUAAUUAUUAGAUAAUUAAUUAAAAUAAUAAACAUAAUAUUAAUAUGAAAUUUAAUAAAAAGAAUUAAGAUUUAAAUAAGAAAUAGAAAAUCUGAUUAAAGAAAAUCAAUUAAUUGUUGAAAACUUUGAAAAUUAAUUAAAGAAACUUAAAUUAGAAAAUAAAUUACUUGAUGAAGAAUAAAUAAGAGCUUAUAAUUAAAUCUAAAAAGAGUUACUCUAAAAAAGUUAAAAAGUUGAACAAAUGGAAAAGUAAAACAAUAAUUUAGUAUAAGAAUUAGAAUCCUAUAUAUUUUAAUAUACUAAUACAUUAUAAUAAUUAGAAGAACAAAAAGUUAUAGAAAAGAAUUUAAAUGAAAUUUCAAUUAAAAAUUAAAAUUUAUUGAAUUCAGAGAAACAAUAAUUAAUUAACUAAAUUGAUGAAUUAAAAUUUAAAUAUAGAUCUAUUAAAUAAAAGAUAUAAAGAUUAUUUAUUAAAUAAAAAGAAUAAUUACAUUUAUAACUUUUUGAAAUGAAAUCUAUCAUUUUGAAUAAAUUAAAAAACUAUGAUUAUGAAAAUAAACAAUUAAUAUAAAGUUCAGUUAAGAAAUUCAAUUAUGUAUAUAUUAUGUAAUAAUAAUUUAGUUAAUUGAUUAAAGUGUGUAAUAAGAAAAAAGAGAUAAUGAAUUUAUAGUUAUUGAAUUAUAAAAAGAUAUGGAAAAGAAGAUUGAACAAUUAAAACGAUAAUACAAAUAAAAUGAAUAAUUAAUACAUGAAGAAGCUCAAAUUAAAUUUAAAUAAAAAAUAUAAUAAAUUCAAUAACAGGAUCAAUCUGUUGAUGAUCUAAAAAAUUAAUUGAAUUAUUAUAUUUAAGAGAAUGAUAAUCUAAAUCAAAAACUUUAAUUUUAGGAUUAACUUAAUAUAGAAUUAUAGAAAAAAACAGAAUAUGAAUAAAGAUAAUUACAAUAAACAAUUAAAGAAUUAGAAAAUGAAUUGUAAAUAAUUUAUUUAUUAAUAUUAGAAUUUAAAUUCAAUAAUCUGCUGAUUACACUUUAAAAGAGAGAUAAUACCUUGAAUAAAGAUAUAAUGAUCUAAAAGAUAAAUCAGAAAAGAAAAUGGAUUCAAUCUAAAGAGAUUAUCAAUAAUAAAUAUAACAACUCGAAACUAUUAUCUAACCAGUUUAAUAAAGACCUUAAUCUCCUCCUUUGCAUUAACAUUCCUUAUCAUCAAGCACUGGUUUUCAUCGUUCUCCAAUAGUGUAAUAAAAUCUAUCAUCUACUAAAAGUAUUUUAUGAUAAAUAUAUUUAUAGAACCAUAUUCCAAACCUCCAUAAUAUAGUAGUCCAUCGAUUAGAACACCUCAUAAAUCUCCUUCAAUUGAUAGAACUGAUAAAACUAUUGAAGAAUUGAGAGCUGAGAUUUAAUAAUAAAAAGAGAAACUUUCAAAAAUAAAACUCAAUUUUACAGAAUCUCAAAAAAAAUCUAAAACAUUUUCAAAGUUUUGA